Catharus ustulatus (Swainson's thrush) is the source of this 1621-nucleotide messenger RNA. Its product is annotated as fas-binding factor 1 homolog. The record is from RefSeq and is a predicted model, not a curated record. The coding region runs from base 97 to 621 and encodes 174 amino acids. Lineage: Eukaryota; Metazoa; Chordata; Aves; Passeriformes; Turdidae. The transcript is spliced from 11 exons.
GGGCCGGGGCAGGGCUGAGCCCGCGGCACCCGGAGCCGGCACCGGGCACGGGGAGCUCGGGAUCGCCUGGGAACGGCGGACGGGCUGGGACGCGCCAUGGCUGCCAAGGCCCGGAGCAGGUUACCAGAUCCCAUCGAGGAUGUGCUUGGGGAUCUCCUGGGAUCCGAUGAGGAGUCCCCGGCUCCCCCCGCCCGCGGCUCCCGCGCCCCCUUCCCUCAGGCUCUGCCCAGGGGGGCCCUGCAGGGAGAUUCCAGAGGGAAAUUCCCGACGGAGAGCGCGGAGGGGGCCGAGCAGAUGGAGCACCUGGAGCACCUGGAGGAGAUGGAUGAGCUGGAUGAGCUGGAUGCAGAAAUCCUGGGAAUAACCAGAGCCGGGUCCAGGACAGGAAAAGGCACCGGGAAGGGAAUGGGGAAAGAUCCCAAGGAUCCCAAGGAAAAGCCGUUCCUGGAGAAGGAGCCGGCGGGGCCUGGAAACAAAACGGGACAGAGCAGGGACAGCGCCCCAGCCCCGCCCCGUCCUGAUGUCACCUUUGGGGACGACGUCGAUGACCUGGUGGAGUCCCUGGGCCUCGGGAGUGGCGCCGACGGAGCCGGGAACGCAUCGGGAACGCUGGGGGGGUGAGGGGACACCGGGCUGGGGACAGGGACAGGGCUCCACUGCCACCCCCAGUGCCACCCCCGGUGCCACCCCCGUGUGUGCCCAGCCAGGGGACACGGAGGGGCCGCGCUGGGAUCCAGGGAAAAGCCCCGGAGGAGGCGGGAAAGGCGGAACUGCGGCGGGAGCCCAAAGAACAGCCGGGAACCGACAGGGGCCGGGAUCUGCCGGAUUUUUCCUUCGGCUCCUACGAGCCCUCGGUGGCCUCGGGGAGCGAGCGGAGACGGGGACGGAGGUUUCCAGUUGGGAGCAGCUCCCGACGUCCCUCUGGGGCCGCCUGGCUGGGGCUGAAGGACGAGGAGUUCCUGGGAUUGGGAUCCAAGGAUGAGGAUUUCCUGGGACUGGGAUCCAAGGAUGAGGAUUUCAUGGGAUCCAAGGACAAGGAUUUCCUGGGGUUGGGGUCCAAGGAUGAGGAUUUCAUGGGAUUGGGGUCAAAGGACAAGGAUUUCCCAGGAUUGGGAUCAAAGGACAAGGAUUUCCUGGGGUUGGGACAGAAGAGCAAGGAUUUCCCAGGAUUGGGAUCCAAGGACAAGGAUUUCCUGGGACUGGGAUCAAAGGACAAGGAUUUCCCAGGACAGAAGCAUUUCCCAGGAUCAGGACAGAAGGAUAUCCCAGGACAGAAGGAUAUCCCAGGACAGAAGGAUAUCCCAGGACAGAAGGAUUUCCCAGGACAGAAGGAUUUCCUAGCACAGAAGGAUUUCCCAGGACACAAGGAUAUCCCAGCACACAAGGAUUUCCCAGCACACAAGGAUUUCCCAGGACACAAGGAUUUCCCAGCACACAAGGAUUUCCCAGGCCAGCAGGACCAGCCCCCCCUGGGCUCAGGUGUGCUGCCUCGGAGGCGAUCCCAGGCCGAGGCUCCAGACAGGAAUUCCCACCCCCGGAGGGCCCUGGAGCCGCCCGAGCCCGGCAGGCUGGAAUUCCCGCUCGGGACACGGCCCCGUGGGCAGGCGGCAACAGGUGAGGA